AUGCUCUUUGCGGUGAUACUAACUAACCAACUGGACGCUGAUCCAGCGCAGAGUCCAGGCCCGACCCCAAGACCCCUCCUCGGAGAUUACCAUCUCUUAAGCGAACGGCGCCGCUUCCCCAGCCUCUGCCCACACGUGUUUAAGUCUUUCUCUGCUUCAGACCCGGUGGAAGGGCAGGGUGGGUCUUCGAAGUCUGAGAGGGCGCAGGGAGCUGUCCGCAGAUUGGUGCUGAACGGAGACGCAGGGGUCAACUUGCAUCCCCUUCCCCCGCACCCCACGGUGCUGCAUCCGCAAAGGGAACUUUUGUCUAAGAAGUCCCCCGGGACCGCGCGGCCCGGCGGCCAGGAGUGCCCUGGAGGCCGUCCCCAGAGGCACUGCUGCCCAUCGCAGUACAAUAGACAGGGCGGGGGCGAGGGCGGCCCGGCGCCGCUGGCCGCGGAAGAUUUAUGGCACCGCCCGGGUUCCAAGGACUGGCUGCGAUCGCCGCUGCUGCCCGCGUCAGGAGCUGCCGCGGCCGCUGCGCCCCCUUCGCGGAUGUUAGGCGCGCCCGCCCCGCGCUGGCCUCGCCACUCGGGCUGUCCCCGCGCCUUGCCAGUCGCCUCGCUAUGCUCUCCAGGCUUCGGCCUCCGCGCCGGGCCCGCCCUGGGCCUCAGGGACAACCUCACAGGGCACACAUCUCUCUGCCCGGGACCCUGGAGCCCUGCGCCUGCUGAGAGCCUGCGCCGCGCGGGAGGGGCCAGUGGGGCCGCGGCUGUGAGAGCGGGGAGCCCGGGAGCGCGGCUGUGCGCGCGCGCGGGGAGGGGCCGCGCCGUCACCCGGAGAGCCCGGCGGAUCCCCGACUCCCGCCCGCCGCUCCGCCCGCCGCGCACCUCCGUUCACCGCUCGCCCGGCUCCAGCCGCCGCCGCACGGUGAGUACCCGCGCCCGGGAGCUGGCUGACCCCGCGCCGUGUCUCUACAGCUUUUUUCGUUUAGUUCCGAUUUGGGUUCUUGUGGUUGUUUUAUUAUUAUACCUCAAGACUCCAUCGCCUCACUCUGCGCUGCCUGACUCCCGCCUCAUCGCCCUCUCCAAUCUCACCCCUCAAGCCCCAGGAGCCGGGUCUUCCUUCUCCUGGUUCCGGGGUCCGGAGUUCCCUCCUCCCACUCGAAAAGACCCCGAGGGGACUCCAGACCCUCCGCUUGGAGAAGACGCGCUCGGCUCAGGGCUCUCCCUUCACUGCACGCGGGCAGGGCACACUUGCCGAUUUCGGGAAACCGAGAAGACAUCUUCAUUUCCCAGAGCAGCGAGACGGGUCAGGAUUCCUCCCAACCCGUAUGAGUCAGGACAACUCCGCAUGAAGGAUACUCAAAAAAAAAAAAAAGGAUGUCCCCCAAAGAGGAAGCUCAGAACCUAGAGACUGCUUUUGGCCUUAGUGGGAAAGGUAUAUCUGAAGGAGGAAAACUUAGGCAGCGGGCAGCUACAGGCAAAGAAGUGGCUUCUGAGAAACUUCCUUGAGAACCUCUUCGUCCCGUGUGCUGACCCGGAGGGAAACCAGCUUGGGAGCGGCGGCAUGGAGGCUCUCACCACUCAGCUGGGGCCGGGGCGCGAGGGAAACUCUUCUCCCAACUCCAAGCAGGAGCUGCAGCCCUAUUCGGGUUCCAGCGCUCUCAAACCCAACCAGGUGGGCGAGACGUCGUUGUACGGGGUGCCUAUCGUGUCCCUGGUCAUCGACGGCCAGGAGCGCCUAUGCCUGGCGCAAAUCUCCAACACCCUCCUCAAGAACUACAGCUACAAUGAGAUCCACAACCGCCGCGUGGCCCUGGGCAUCACGUGCGUGCAGUGCACACCGGUGCAGCUGGAAAUUCUGCGUCGGGCAGGGGCCAUGCCUAUCUCGUCGCGCCGCUGCGGCAUGAUCACCAAGCGUGAGGCCGAACGCCUGUGCAAGUCGUUCCUCGGCGAGCACAAGCCGCCCAAGCUGCCCGAGAACUUUGCCUUCGAUGUGGUGCACGAGUGUGCCUGGGGUUCGCGCGGCAGCUUCAUCCCCGCGCGUUACAACAGCUCACGCGCCAAGUGCAUCAAGUGCGGCUACUGCAACAUGUACUUCUCGCCGAACAAGUUCAUCUUCCACUCGCACCGCACCCCCGACGCCAAGUACACGCAGCCCGACGCAGCCAACUUCAACUCGUGGCGCCGACACCUCAAACUCAGUGACAAGUCGGCCACGGACGAACUGAGCCACGCUUGGGAGGACCGGGGACUUGGUCUGGCGGCGGGAGCUGGUGGCCCCGCGGGCCCUGGAGGGCCUGGUGGCGGCGCCGGGGUCCGCAGCUACCCUGUGAUCCCAGUGCCCAGCAAGGGCUUUGGCCUCUUGCAGAAGCUGCCCCCACCGCUUUUCCCUCAUCCCUACGGCUUCCCCACGGCCUUUGGUCUCUGCCCCAAAAAGGAUGACCCUGUGUUAGGCGCAGGAGAACCCAAGGGUGCCUCCUACGUGUCGGCCUUCCGGCCUGUGGUCAAGGACGCCGAAAGCAUCGCCAAGCUCUACGGUAGCACCCGCGAAGCUUACGGCGGUGGGCCAGCCCGUGGGCCGGGGCCGGGCGCAGGGACCGGCGGCGGCUACGUGAGCCCGGACUUUCUGAGCGAGGGCAGCUCAAGCUACCACUCCGCCUCCCCCGACGUGGACACUGCAGACGAGCCCGAGGUGGACGUGGAGUCCAACCGCUUCCCCGACGACGAGGGCGCCCCGGAUGAGGCCGAGCCCGGCGCACCCAGCACCGGAGGCAGCCCGAAUGGAGGUCGGGCCGCAUUUGGGGACCUGGUGGCCGACGACAUGGUGCGGAAACCGGAGAAGAGCCCGCCAAGCGGCGGCUAUGAGCUGCGCGAGGCUUGCGGACCGCUGGGGGGCCCCGCGCCGGCCAAGGUGUACGCGCCCGAGAGGGACGAGCACGUGAAGAGCGCGGCGGCGGCGCUGGGGCCCGCGGCGUCCUACCUCUGCGCCCCAGAGGCCCACGAGCCAGAUAAGGAAGACAAUCACUCGACCGCCGACGAUUUGGAAACGAGGAAAUGCUAUCCAGACCAAAGGAGUAUCUCCCAGCCAAGUCCGGCAAAUACAGACCGAGGCGAAGAUGGGCUCACCCUAGAUGUCACAGGAACUCAACUAGUGGAGAAAGAUAUCGAGAACCUGGCCAGAGACGAAUUGCAAAAACUGCUCCUGGAACAAAUGGAGCUCCGCAAGAAGCUGGAGCGAGAAUUUCAGAGUCUCAAAGAUAAUUUUCAGGAUCAAAUGAAGAGGGAAUUGGCUUAUCGAGAAGAAAUGGUGCAACAGCUGCAAAUUGUCAGAGAUACUCUUUGUAACGAACUUGACCAGGAGCGGAAGGCACGCUAUGCCAUCCAGCAGAAAUUAAAAGAAGCCCACGACGCCCUGCACCAUUUCUCCUGCAAGAUGCUGACGCCCCGGCACUGCACUGGCAACUGCUCCUUCAAGCCCCCUCUGUUGCCCUAG
Molecule: messenger RNA, 3477 nt
Organism: Odocoileus virginianus texanus
Lineage: Eukaryota; Metazoa; Chordata; Mammalia; Artiodactyla; Cervidae
Source: RefSeq, a predicted model, not a curated record